CCAGAGCAGGUUCCAUUUAUUGGGAGAAGAAUGGAAAAUCAGUAAACACACGCAGAGACACUCCCUACCUCUCUCUUUGUCUCCUCUUCAUCAUCAAAAUUCCAUGGCUGGAAUCUUAGCUCGAAAGUCUAUGCUCGCUCUUCGAGCACGUCAUCUGGCUGUUGCAGGACCAGCUCUGCAGGGCUCACAUCAUUAUGGAAUGAGAUUUACUUCACACCCCUUUUCUACCAAGAAAGAUGACGAAGAAAGGGAGCAACUUGCAAAGGAGAUAUCAAAGGAUUGGAGUUCUAUUUUCGAGAGAAGUGUCAAUACCUUAUUUUUGACCGAAAUGGUGCGCGGACUGAUGCUGACCCUCAAGUAUUUCUUUGAGAGAAAAGUGACCAUCAAUUAUCCUUUUGAGAAAGGCCCUUUGAGCCCUCGGUUUCGUGGAGAGCAUGCCCUCAGACGUUAUCCAACUGGUGAGGAGCGUUGCAUCGCAUGUAAACUAUGUGAAGCUAUAUGUCCAGCACAAGCAAUUACAAUUGAGGCAGAGGAACGAGAAGAUGGCAGCCGUAGAACCACUAGGUAUGAUAUUGACAUGACUAAGUGCAUCUAUUGUGGAUUCUGUCAAGAGGCAUGCCCAGUGGAUGCUAUUGUUGAGGGACCCAACUUUGAAUUUGCUACAGAAACUCAUGAGGAACUAUUGUACGACAAGGAGAAACUACUUGAAAAUGGGGACAGAUGGGAAACUGAGAUCGCAGAGAACCUCAGGUCUGAGAGUUUGUACCGUUGAUCAAUUUUGUGAUCUGUAAUGACUUACCUCCCUUCCUUUCAUCACUGCACGAUCUAUUUGAAAAAUAUAAAAAGAAGUAAAUAAAGAAAGGAUGAAUUUUAGGUUAUCCUUUUUAAAGAGGUUGUCUUGUUUGAUCUGACUGUUUUAUUUGUGCUUUUAUUUUUCUUUCCUUUUCAGUUGGUACCAUUUUGUUAAAAUUUUGUAAUGAAAUGGAUGAAUAAUUUUGAUUGUAAUUGUAAUGUUCUUCACUUUUGUUAAUCAAAGUAUUACAAUUCAGUUUGGCUGUUA
Papaver somniferum (opium poppy) is the source of this 1060-nucleotide messenger RNA. RefSeq names its product NADH dehydrogenase [ubiquinone] iron-sulfur protein 8-B, mitochondrial. The record is from RefSeq and is a predicted model, not a curated record. Gene Ontology annotation, molecular function: 4 iron, 4 sulfur cluster binding; NADH dehydrogenase activity. Gene Ontology annotation, biological process: mitochondrial respiratory chain complex I assembly; mitochondrial electron transport, NADH to ubiquinone. Bases 104 to 772 code for a protein of 222 amino acids. Gene Ontology annotation, cellular component: membrane. The transcript has 8 exons. NCBI's taxonomy places the organism in Eukaryota, Viridiplantae, Streptophyta, Magnoliopsida, Ranunculales, Papaveraceae.